AUGGCCUCCCUCGCAACCGCCCUCGAGGCGCUAUCGGCACACUCCCCGGCUCAGUGGUGCCAGAUAUUCUUCGGCCUGUCAUCCGCCGCCGUACUGGCGAUCCAGGCAAUUCCCAAGGCUGCUCAGCAUGCCAUCCUCGACUACGGUGCUCGCUCGCCCGCCGGGGCCGACGGCGAGAUGAAGGGAGGCGGACGCAAGGCUGCGAACCGGUUCGACGAGUUUGUCAAAGCGGUCGCCUCCGUGGGACAGAUCCCGCACGCCUGGUUCAUGCACUUCUACGUGGCAUCGAUCGUCGGCUCGGCGUUCUGGGCGUUCGAGUACGUCCGAGACGGACCGGCUUACAGAUUCAUCGCGUCUCGGCAGGCGCAGUCGGGAGGCCCUGCGAUGAGCCUCGAGCAGACGGUGCUCGUAUGGACACUCAUGCUGCUCCAAGGAUCGAGGAGGCUCUAUGAGUGCCUUUUCGUCAUGAAGCCGGGGUCUUCCAGAAUGUGGUUUGUUCAUUGGCUGCUUGGCCUAGGGUUCUACAUCUCUUCCCUCAUAUCAACAUCCGGACCCAAAUUUGGCAGCCUCCUGACGCCUACCUCAGUCAUUGGAAUCGCCAUGUACCUCUAUGGCUGGACGAACCAGCAUUGGUGCCACAAGCACUUGGCCGGCCUGAAGAAGUAUUCGCUCCCAGAUCAAGGCCUAUUUCGUUACCUUGUCUGCCCCCAUUACACCUGCGAGUGCGUGCUGUACCUCGGUCUUGCCAUACUAGCCGCACCAAGAGGGCAAUGGAUCAACCGCACGAUUCUGUGCGCUUUCUGGUUCAUCGUCGCAAAUCUAGGCACCACCGCCGACGGAACGAAACAGUGGUACGCGCAAAAGUUCGGUGCUGAGAAGCCAGUAUCACUUCUUUCCGAACAAGCCAAACUUGGCUCCGAGUUUCGAUACUUGCAUUACAUCGCGGUACGUGAGGCUCGUUCUGGUCGCACGGACGUUUCGGCCGUCGACGAAAGCGUCCUUGGAUCGCAAAAGGUCCCAAUUCACGAUGGUCUCGGAGGACAACUCGACAUCCUCAUCGGUAUCGGCAAUGCCGUGAAGGUAAUCGGUGUAGAGGCUGUCGGUGGUGAUGAGAAGGCUUCUGGGUUCUUGCAGAAUGCGCCAUACAGGCUCCGGAUCCAGCGCUCCGCCCUCUUUGGUUUGAUAGAGAUUCAGACACAAGCUCGCUCCCAAGCUGACAGUGCACACGACUGGAUGAUAGGCAGCCCCGUCCUGUAA
This is a messenger RNA of Colletotrichum karsti, 1257 nucleotides long. Its product is annotated as 3-oxo-5-alpha-steroid 4-dehydrogenase. Gene Ontology annotation, biological process: polyprenol catabolic process; dolichol-linked oligosaccharide biosynthetic process. Gene Ontology annotation, molecular function: 3-oxo-5-alpha-steroid 4-dehydrogenase activity. Lineage: Eukaryota; Fungi; Ascomycota; Sordariomycetes; Glomerellales; Glomerellaceae. Gene Ontology annotation, cellular component: endoplasmic reticulum. The transcript has 3 exons. Bases 1 to 1257 code for a protein of 418 amino acids. The record is from RefSeq and is a predicted model, not a curated record.